This is a messenger RNA of Trypanosoma conorhini, 1380 nucleotides long. Its product is annotated as putative amino acid transporter, putative,amino acid permease. Gene Ontology annotation, biological process: amino acid transmembrane transport. The coding region runs from base 1 to 1380 and encodes 459 amino acids. Gene Ontology annotation, molecular function: amino acid transmembrane transporter activity. Lineage: Eukaryota; Euglenozoa; Kinetoplastea; Trypanosomatida; Trypanosomatidae. The transcript has a single exon. The record is from RefSeq and is a predicted model, not a curated record.
AUGGGGAGUUUACCCGAACUCUCACAAGAGGGGGGCGGCGCGAGUUCUGACUCAGCGCGUGUUCCUUCUCUCGGCACGCAAAAGGAGGGGAGUUCCACAGUUACCGGCACUUUGGCGUCCCAUCAGGGGUAUGGGAAACGCGUCACUGGAUGCUUUGCCUCGCUUCUUGGCAAAGUGAUACCGCAUGGCGGGAUUCUCUCCAACAGCUUUAGUCUCGCUUCGGCGUCUCUGGGUGCUGGCGUCAUCACGUUGCCAUGGGCCUUUCAUGCUUCUGGAGUCUUGAUGGGGACGAUUUACAUUGUGCUCAUGACGAUAUUCACGGUGUACACGGUGACCAUUUUGGGCUAUGUGAUGGAGAAAACGGGUUAUCGUGCCUUUGAACAAAUGUCAAGAGGUAUUUUGGGGAAAGGCGCCGAUUAUUUUAUGGCUGUUGUCAUGGGUCUGAGUUGCUUUGGUGCGGCCGUCGCAUACGUCAUCGCGGCGGGGACUCUAAUGACUCCAAUAUUGCGACAUUUUUCAGGAAUCCCGGAAUUUUUGAGGAGUGAUUCUGGCAUACGUGUGAUGACGUGUGCAGUGUGGCUUUUGGGAAUGCUUCCGCUGGUAAUCCCGAAGGAGGUGAAUACAUUGCGUUACUUUUCUGCGAUUGGAGUUGCGUUUGUGGUUUACUUUGCCGUUCUUAUUGUGGUCCAUGCCUGCAACAAUGGACUCCCAAAGCGAUCGGAGAUGCGGCUUGUUUCAAGCGGAAACGUUGCUAUGGAGGGGAUUGGCGCCUUUGUCUUUGCGUACUUGUGCCACGCUGUCGCAUUUCCGGCGUAUUUCGAGAUGAAGGUGCGGAGUACGAGGCAACUGCUACUCAGCGCGGCGCUUAGUAUGACAGCCUGCUCCGUUGUAUAUUGGACAACGGGUUUUUUUGGGUACAUGGAGUUUGGGAAAGGCGUUGCGGAGUCCGUCCUCUACAUGUUUGACCCCGUCGCUGAGCCUUUGAUGAUGGUGGCGUACGUGGGACUUAUCGUUAAGCUGUGUGUGUCGUACGCGCUAAAUAUGAUUCCCUGCCGAAACACGGUGUACUAUAUCUUGGGCUGGGACAUUAAUGCUCUACCGUACUGGAAGCACAUCGCAACCGUAACUCUUAUCUCCGCUUUUGUGCUUCUUUGUGGUUUAUUUAUCCCACGAAUCAGCACCGCAUUUGAUCUAGCAGGGGCGCUGUGUGGUGGAUUCAUAGGCUUUAUUUAUCCGGCGUUGUUUUACAUGUACUCUGGUGGAUGGACUUUGAGGAAUGUCGGCUGGUUCCACUACACCAUGACGUACAUCUCCCUCAUUGCAGGCGUGAUUUCUGUUGUCUUUGGCACAGGCGCAACAAUCUACUCCACAUUUGCCUGA